GCGGAGCUUAUCCAUCAUUCUCACUUACUUCUUCGGCGCAGCAAUCAGCUUGUUCCAGGAUGAGUGGUCCCGGUGAAGAACGAUGGCGCGGAGGUCGUCCGUACGAUCAAAACCGCCAGUCGGGACAAAGACACUCUAACUCGAGGAACAUGGGCGCACACAGCGGGAAUCGCAGCGGACAGAGCUCAGCUCCCUGGUCGGAUUCCCGUGAGCAACUCGCCACCGGGCCGUCUCAGGAGCACGUUCCUGUGCGCGGGUUCAAUUCCACAGAGUUGAAAGCAGCUCUACGGAGAAGCCCAGGAGAGCCCAAGCCUUUCUUCUACAGACCAGGUGGAAAAGAUGCCAACAACAAUCGUGCCAGCGGACCCUGGGGUGCAAAGCCCAACACGAUGGCGAAUGGAAAGGACUUCUUUCUCGAGCUUCGCAAGCAGGUGACCGCGUUGCGCCAGGGAGCUACUGUUCCUGGAGGUUGAUUCUAAGAGGAUCAGUAGUAGCUCUAGGCGAAGAAGAAACAUACGGGGGUGGUACCGUUCUCCAGCCGAGUCUGAAGUAAGGCUUCAGGGGCCUCGGUCCAGGACGAAGAAUCGAGGAUAUACUGCUGCUGCUGGCUUUUGCUGGUUAUUACCAGAGUGAGCGCCGUGGUCAGUGUGGUAGGCGAACUCGGGGUAUGCGUUAGGAACUCUGGGUAUUACCGCUAUUCCUUUGGCAUCUUCUCCUGUUGUACUGGUAGAUGGCUAUGACAUGAACAUAUUCGAGAAAAGUACAUGCAAGUUAAGGAUAACGAGAGA
Aspergillus novofumigatus IBT 16806 is the source of this 788-nucleotide messenger RNA. RefSeq lists its product as uncharacterized. NCBI's taxonomy places the organism in Eukaryota, Fungi, Ascomycota, Eurotiomycetes, Eurotiales, Aspergillaceae. The transcript has 5 exons. The record is from RefSeq and is a predicted model, not a curated record. Bases 60 to 473 code for a protein of 137 amino acids.